GCAGCACGCGCCCGCGACGGAUAUAUAAAACCUCGCGGAUUCGACAAAAUCUCAUUCACAAAUCGAACGCGAUAAAUGAAGAGUGUGUAUUAGUCUGUGGCAAUGAUCUACGCUCACAUGAAUUUAUCGGAAACGUUAGAUACGAACCUAAAUCGCGAUUAUUGGUGGCACAGUGAUAACUUUUGUGAUAGUCAUUCCCCUGGAUUUGAACAACAACAGAGAUAGCAAUUAUUUAAGUGGCUGUCAAUCUAUAGAAUAGAUCUGUCUAUAAAACUCAUACUAUAAAAAAAAAGAAGACUGAAUUAUCAAACAAAAUGACUUCAGUGCGAAUUAUUCCGGACGUUGGUUUAGCUGGUGCACUUCCCAUGAACAAAGAUUCUGAUGAACUGGACAUAAUGGCAUUGACGAUGGCAGCUCUGCGAUACGUCAAUCCCUGGACUCUGGAGAAGAAUACUCAGUGGUCAGAACCCAUUAAAGAAAUCUCUGACUCGACUGACGCGAAAGAUAGAGUUAUUACUCUGGCAGAGGUUUCACAGCACGACACACCAAGCGAUUGCUGGGUGGUCAUUUACGAUCGAGUGUACGAUAUUUCCACUUUCCUAGAUGAGCAUCCAGGCGGUGCAGAUAUAAUGUUGGAAUACGCAGGACGCGAUGCCAGUAUCGCAUUCAGAAGUUCAGGACAUUCAAGAAUGGCAGCUAAGGCCUUGGACCGCUUUCUGGUUGGAGAGCUACCAAUGCACGAGCGUCUGUACCGGUGUUCAGGUGGAAUGAAGCUCAGUGAUAUCCCAGAAUAGGCCUCAUGUACUCGCACAGUUAUCAACCACUCGUAGGUCAUUCGAAUUAUCAUUAAGGCAAGAACUUUUUAUAGAGAUAAGUUAGGUUAAUUCGCUGGUUGCUAGGUAAUAAAACUUUAAGAUAAGUAAGUAUUAGUUUAUUAACCUUAGAAUAACUUUUAUAUAACUUAUAACCCCGCUAAAUUAUUGUGACUGCUAUAUUUGCAAUUAUUGUUAUCUAUUAGUUAGUAGGUUUUUCUUGCAUUUAUAUAACAAUUAUUGAUUGAUAUGUGUAAGGUUUUACUGCAGUAUUAAUAUAAGUAUAUUAUUUAGUAAUGACAUUUGUUACUUAAUAGAAUGUCACACAAGUUCCUAUUGGUUAUUGUUUAAUUUUACAAUAAUAUAUUAUUUUUCUUGUAAAUCAAAUGUAUUAUAAUUUUGUUCCUCCGAUCAUGUUUCUUUACGGCGCUUGGCAUGAUUUAUAGUAUUUUGCCUAAUAGAGAGAUUGAUGGACGAACGUGCAAAACCUAAGUCCAUCAAUGCAUCUUAAGUAAUGCGCGGAAAUUAAAACUAAAUGGCUCUUACCACCCCUUGAGUUUCAGCAGGCGUUAAAGUAAGUUUUUCUUCACACUCAUUGUCUUCACUUGAACUCAUUUUGCAACAACAAUAUUCUUUUCCGCGUUAAAGUGUUCAUUGGUGUAAAUAAACAGCUUUCUAUGUGUAAGCCAGUUGGAAAUUUAAAUAAAACCACUGUAAAGUUACCUCUGGUUGCCAUGUUUCGGAGUAAGAGAUCGUUGCAUUGUUAAAAUACACGACAGAUAUGAGUUUACUAUGUAAUUUAUUUGGCCGCAACGACGGAUAUGGACAUACCAGCCUAGCGAAACUCUAUGAAAAAAGCGAUUCACUCGAUUGUAUGAAACGUGCAGUCAUUGACAGAUGACGGCUAUAAUCUUGUAAAAAAUGGAGAUAGCCCAAAACCACUACGUUAUAAGCAACUGUUCGCUUUCAAACAUAGCCGGAUUAUACUUCGUGGCCAAUCGCAAUACUACAAUUACUUCUAUUUAAAACUUAUGUCAAACUAGAUGACCCGACAGACGUUGUUCUGUAUAAUAUAAUAAAUAAAAUAAUGUUUUAUAUGAAUUUGUCAAUAAUAUAUCAUAACAUCAAGCAUUAUUUCGUAAAAUAUGCUCCCUUGUUGUAUUGAAAUUGUUUUCCAGCAGAACUGUCAAACCGCGCGUCAAUAAAUUCUCUCAUAGAAAAUAUGUCCAUACAAAACAAAUAUCGGACGACGGGGGACACAUCAAAGGAAAAACAAAAUUGUUGUUUUCAUUUAAUUCCGAACACUUUCAUAUAUGAAUUGAUUUGAACUUUUCGAUUUAACGGCUUUAUUAAUGAAUUAAAAAAAUUGUUGAAUCUGAAACAUUGUUGAACAAUAAAUAUUAUCGUCACAUUUAUGUUUGUUAUUAAAGAACAAGGCAUAUUUUAACUCUGCGAAAAAGCGCCUAGAACUUCUGCGUUUCCAUUCUUAAUCACGACGUGAGCAACGAGCGGUUCGUUGACCUGCCGUAGAUUAAUAUGUACCUAAGUAAUCAUUUUCAGAAAAAUGUUAUCAUUUGCAAUUAAGACUACUAUAAUGAAUAAAUUUGAUAACUUUGUUACUGAUUACGUAAUAAAUACUAGCAAUUUCUUUAUUCGCAA
This is a messenger RNA of Leptidea sinapis, 2471 nucleotides long. RefSeq lists its product as uncharacterized. The record is from RefSeq and is a predicted model, not a curated record. Gene Ontology annotation, molecular function: heme binding. Lineage: Eukaryota; Metazoa; Arthropoda; Insecta; Lepidoptera; Pieridae. Bases 315 to 794 code for a protein of 159 amino acids. Gene Ontology annotation, cellular component: intracellular membrane-bounded organelle; membrane. The transcript is spliced from 3 exons.